Messenger RNA from Dromiciops gliroides (monito del monte), 1395 nucleotides. Its product is annotated as phosphoglycerate kinase 1-like. Gene Ontology annotation, molecular function: phosphoglycerate kinase activity; ATP binding; ADP binding. Gene Ontology annotation, cellular component: cytosol. Lineage: Eukaryota; Metazoa; Chordata; Mammalia; Microbiotheria; Microbiotheriidae. The record is from RefSeq and is a predicted model, not a curated record. Gene Ontology annotation, biological process: gluconeogenesis; glycolytic process.
AUGGGUACUGUGAUUGCCAUGGAGGAUAACAACAAGGGUGGUGGCACAAGUUGCUCAUCAGCUGAAGGCUAUGUGGAAGAAACUGUGGGAGUGGAGGAAGAAGAAAAUCCCCCAAAUGUACCUCCUGCCCACACCAGCUCUUCCCAGAGAUCAGGCAUAAGUCUGUCCAGACAACUUACCUUGGACAAGAUGUGCCUGAAGGGGGAAAGAGUCAUUAUGAGGGUGGAUUUUAAUGUUCUCAUGAAGAACAAAGAGAUAACCAACAACCAGAGAAUCAAGGCUGCUGUUCCUAGCAUCAAUUACUGUUUGGAUAAUGGAGCCAAGUCUGUUGUUCUAAUGAGCCCCUUAGGUCGACUGGAUUUCCCCAUGCCUGGGAAAUACCCCUUGGAGCCUGUGGCUGCAGAACUCAGCUUGCUGGGCAAAGAUCUUCUGUCCUUGAAGGACUGUAUGGGUCUAGAAGUGGAGAAAACUUGUGCUAACCCACCUAAUUUUUCUAUCAUUUUGCUGGAGAAUCUCUGCUUGCAUGUAGAAGGAAAAGGCAAAGAUGCUUCUGGGAACAAGAUCAAAGCUGAGCCAGCCAAAUUAGAAGCCUUCCAAGUAUCCUUCUCCAAGCUUGGAGAUGUCUAUAUCAAUGAUGCUUUUGUGACUACUUGCCAUGCCUAUACUUCCAUGGUGGAAGUGAAUCUGACCAAGAAGGUAUGUAGUUUCCUCAUGAAAAAGGAGAUGACUUACUUUGUCAAGACCCUGGAGAGCCCGAGACCCUUCCUGGACAUUUUGUACAAAACUAAAGUUGCCACCAAGAUCCAGUUGAUCAACAAUAUGCUAAACAAAGUUAAUGAAAUGAUCAUUGGUGGUGGGAUGGAUUUCAUCUUCCUCAAGGUGCUAAACAUCAUGGAGAUUGGAACUUCUCUUUUUGAUGAACAGGGGGCCAAGAUUAUCAAAGACCUGAUGGCCAAGGCUGAGAAGAAUGGUGUCAAGACCACUUGGCCUGUUGACUUUAUCACUAUGGACAAGUUUGAUGAGAAUACCAAGACUGGCCAAGCCACAUUGGCCUCUGGAAUCCCAGCUGGAUGGAUGGGUUUGGACUGUGGCCCAGAGAGCAGCAAGAAGUAUGCAGAAGCUGAACCCUGGGCCAAACAGAUUGUGUGGAAUGGACCUGUUGGAGUAUUUGAGUGGGAAGCCUUUGUUUGGGGAACCAAAGAAUCAAUGAAGAAUGUGGUGGAGACCACCAAGAAGACCUGCAUCACCAUCAUAGGUGGUGAGGAUACUGCCAUUUGCUGUGCCAAAAGGAACACUGAGGACAAAGUCAGCCAUGUUAGCACUGGAGGUAGUGCCAUUCUAGACCUAAUGUAGGGCAAAGUCCUCCCUGGGGUGGCUGACCUGAGCGAUGUCUAA